Messenger RNA from Linum tenue, 2730 nucleotides. Lineage: Eukaryota; Viridiplantae; Streptophyta; Magnoliopsida; Malpighiales; Linaceae. The record is from the annotation of a GenBank genome assembly.
CAACAACGAAUCCCUCCCUUUCUGCCCUCUUCUCCUCAAUUUCGUUUUUCUGCUCUUUUCCCCCUCUUUCUUUCAUGUGAAUCAACCCCAAAUUAGCUGAACCCACUUGCUCUGUUCCCCCAAUUCCAGAGUCAAUCCUCCAAAAGUUUUCGACUUUGGUGAAAAAUUAAUCGCUUCACGACCUAUCUCUCGCCCCCAUUUUGUUUGAUAGCCUUUGUCUGUCUGUCGAGAAUGGAGAAGAAAAAGUACCCUAUUGGCCGUGAGCAUUAUGAGUUGUACGAGGAGAUCGGUCAGGGUGUGAGCGCCACCGUUCGCAGGGCUAAGUGCAUCCCCUUCGGCGAGAUCGUCGCCAUCAAGAUCCUCGAUUUCGAGCGGGACAACGUCGAUUUGGUGAAUAUUUCUAGGGAGGUACAAACAAUGAUCCUCGUGGACCAUAAUAAUGUCCUGAAAUCGCACUGCUCCUUUGUUAGCGACCACAAUCUAUGGGUGGUGAUGCCGUACAUGGCAGGAGGUUCUUGUCUUCACAUAUUGAAGGCAGCUUUUCCCGAUGGGUUCGAGGAAGUAGUCAUAGCCACCAUACUCCGGGAGGUGUUGAAGGGUCUGGAGUAUCUUCAUCAUCAUGGCCACAUUCAUCGAGAUGUUAAAGCUGGCAACGUUCUCAUUGAUGGACGAGGUGCAGUAAAGCUGGGAGAUUUUGGUGUUUCUGCUUCCCUUUUUGACUCGGGUGAUAGGAAACGUAUGAGAAAUACAUUUGUUGGGACUCCGUGCUGGAUGGCACCAGAAGUUAUGGAACAACUACAUGGAUAUGACUUCAAGGCUGAUAUUUGGUCUUUUGGGAUAACUGGUUUAGAGCUUGCCCAUGGGCAUGCUCCUUUCUCCAAAUAUCCUCCAAUGAAGGUGUUGCUCAUGACUCUCCAAAAUGCUCCCCCAGGUCUCGACUAUGAAAGAGAUAAGAAGUUUUCUAAAUCCUUCAAGCAGAUGAUUGCCAGUUGCUUGGUGAAAGAUCCCUCGAAACGGCCUUCGGCAAAGAAAUUAUUAAAGCAUUCAUUUUUCAAGCAAGCCAGAUCCAGUGACUAUCUAUCACGGACACUUCUAGAGGGAUUGCCUGUUCUUGGUGAUCGUAUUAUGGCAUUGAAGAGGAAGGAAGAGGAUAUGCUCGCACAAAAGAAAAUGCCCGAUGGGGAGAUGGAGGAAAUAUCACAGAAUGAAUACAAACGAGGAAUUAGUGGUUGGAAUUUCAACCUUGAAGACGUGAAAGCUCAGGCUUCUUUGAUCCCAGACGACGACAUAGUUGCUGAUAAUUGUCGAAGUGGAAGCUCAAGUUCUUUGUCAGCACUUGAUGGGCAUGAUAAACAAUAUGAAUCGCAGGCCACGUCUGUCAGACAGAUUGUCGAAUCGGAUGAAAUUGACUUGGUACGACUUCGCCCUGUUCCUCUUCAAACAGUAAACUCAUCUGUUAACAUUACAAAAAUCAGUGGUGAGAAAUCUGAUGAUGAGUACAGCCUUCCAAGUCCAUCUGGUUCAGUUUCACAGCUCUGUUCUCCUCGAUUUGUUGACAACAAUGCUACGGAAAGGCCCACUUUUGAGAUAAAUACAAAAAUUCCCGAGAGCAUGCCGAUUUAUUCCCAAAACAAAUUGAUAGGUCCCGGUAGCCUUAGCUUCAAUUUCUGUGAUCCUGUUGUUCCACAAAGCAAAGGGGACAGUGAUAAAUUGGUCGGCCAACUCCCAAGAAUUCCAUCAUGCAAUGGCUCAACAGUGGCGUUCGAUGGUGAAGUCAAAUUACCAGGCACUAGUGAAGAAUCAGACGAGAAAACGAAGCCACCAGUUGUUCAACAAAAAGGACGUUUCAAAGUUACGUCAGAGAAUGUAGAUAUAGAAAAGGCAGCACCAUCCCCGUUGCUGCAGAAAAGCCACAGCAUGCAGAUAAGGGGUUCAGCUGGUGAAACUAGCCUUUCUGUGAAAACAAGCGUGAUCACUCCAGUUCCUGGGGUUCCUCUAUCGCCAACGCCAGAAGGCACAUCCUCAAGUCUUUCGGUUUACUCUGUAUUUCCACUCUUACAGUCCGUUUUACAGGCGAACAUCGCUCAAAGAGACACCAUCCUUGGUAUAAUGAAGCAGUUGUCCAACUGUGAAACUACAGCCCUUCGUGGCCCUGAGGGAGGAUCGGCACUACAACUUGCUUCCAUGGAGAAAUCUUUGAUGGAAACAAUGCAUGAAAGGGAGAAAGAAUUGGUUCUUGAAGUAACAGACCUAAGAUGGAGGCUGACAUGUGCCCAGGAAGAACUCCAGAAGUACAAAACAGAAAAUGCCCAGAUAUUAAGUAGCAGCAAAGUGGAAGCAGAACAAGUGCCACAACUACGGCAUCUUGUCAAUGGAAUCAAAGAAGAAGCUACUAUUAGUCAUCAGGGAACGGAUAACACUAGCUCUAACGCAGCUCUAGCCGCCGCGGCAGCAAGAAAGCCUAAUAUAUUGAGUAGAGUUGUGAGUAUGAAGUAGAAGGGAUUUUGACAUUUUGUUGUGCAUACCCGAAUUGUAAUUCUUUGGGUAGAUGUUGUGAAGACAAUAGUUGGAAGAUGAUUGGUAUUUAUCGGUUCAAAGAGCCCAAUCUUUCUAUUUUGUUUCUCCUUUUGGAAGGUGUAAAUAUAAAUUUGACAGAAAUGAGAGAUGGGUUUAGUUACUUGUUUGCACCUUAUUUUUGUACUACUGCCUUUUCAUUUAGGUUGUAAUUAU